AUGAUCUGGUUCAGUCGGCAGCGACUGGGUGGAGGAGUCGGAAGACGGUUGUGCAUGCCAAUUUACAGUGGAAGUAGCGACAGCGCUUUUAAGGAUAAAUAUUUUGUUUUAAAAAAAAUAAAUCAUAAGUAUGAAAAUGUUUUACUCUUUGGGGACGUUAAAAAGUUAAGGGACACAGCAGUGGAGCUUAUAAAAGGUAUCUCCUCAUCAGAAGAUAACAGGAACGAGGGGUAUGCAAAUUUGAAAAUAAAAAGAUAUAUAAGUAGUGAGGAGAAGAAGGCGAGAGAGUUGGAGGAUGACAUGGAAGGGGACCCUGACAGUGCUGCGGAUAAUAAUCACUUAAUGUACAGCAAUGCAGAUGUUGUACAAAAUGCCCCUUCCAAGGAUAGGAACCCCAAAAUGGCGAAGAAAUUGUCCUUUUGGCAGAUAUACAGUAUGCGGGUUAAAAAAAGUCUCCACCUGCUUCGCCCUAACGAUUUUUCCCUAAUUCUUCAGUCUUUUCAUUUGUACAACAAGGACACAGGGGUUUACGUGUCAAGCGUGAAACAUAUUGAGGGACAAAUUCCAGAGAUGAAUGGAGUUUCCUUUUGCGAGAUUGAAAAAAAUAAUUAUAACGAUUUUUUUAAAAAAAUGAUGAAUUACUUGCCAAAUGUUAUGUACGAACUGAAUGUACGAGACAUGAACAACAUCCUGAGUUGUUUCCACAAUUUAGAAUUAAGUGACACAAGAAUAUGUGACAUUUUUUAUCAGAAAAUUUUAUCAAAUUUGAACAGAGUGGAAGACACAUUCACGUUGUCAUCUCUGUGUUACAUUUUUUACAAAUACAAUUUUGAAAACCAGUAUUUUUUUGAGUGCCUCAAAAGACGGGGGUUACUUUUGCUGGACAAUUUUGACGCGGGGCAGUUUUACAAAUUUGUCUUUUCGUUACAUAAUAAGAAUAUUUGUUUGAAAGAAAUAGUGGAUAAAAAGAAAAAUGACGUGCUCGCUUUUUUGUCUGACUAUAAUGAUGAGCAGAGAUUAUUUAUGGGUGAAAUUUUUGGUAUAAAAUGA
Molecule: messenger RNA, 1050 nt
Organism: Plasmodium cynomolgi strain B
Lineage: Eukaryota; Apicomplexa; Aconoidasida; Haemosporida; Plasmodiidae
Exons: 3
Coding region: 1-1050 (349 amino acids)
Source: RefSeq, a predicted model, not a curated record